Molecule: messenger RNA, 1011 nt
Organism: Engraulis encrasicolus (European anchovy)
Lineage: Eukaryota; Metazoa; Chordata; Actinopteri; Clupeiformes; Engraulidae
Gene: calhm3
Product: calcium homeostasis modulator 3
Exons: 3
Coding region: 1-1011 (336 amino acids)
Cellular component (GO): plasma membrane
Molecular function (GO): monoatomic cation channel activity
Source: RefSeq, a predicted model, not a curated record
AUGGAGCGAUUGAAGUUAGUGCUGCAAUAUUUCCAAUCCAACUCCGAGUCCAUAUCCAACGGAAUAUGCGUUAUUUUGGCACUCAUCAGUGUGAAGCUGUACACAAGCUUUGAUUUCAAUUGUCCGUGCAUUCCUCAGUAUAACAAGAUGUACGGUCUGGGGGUAAUGUUUGUGCCGCCGAUCAUAUUGUUUUUUCUGGGAGUGCUUGUUAACCGACACACGGGCGUAAUGAUGGAGGAAUGGUUGAGACCCAUUGGAAAGAGGACCAAAAAUCCAGCUGUGAUAAAACACUUGUUCUCAGCUAUGAUCCAGAGGAGUAUGCUGGCUCCAAUGGUUUGGAUCCUGAUGACACUUCUGGAUGGCAAGUGCUUUGUGUGCGCGUUCAGCAUGAACGUAGAUUCCAAGUACUUCAGCGGCAUUCCAAAUAACACUGGACUGGAGAUGGUCAGGAUUCUGGCCAAGGUGCCCUGCAAGGAGGACGCGAUCUUCAAGAAUACCACCUUUCGCAAGGCCGUGUCGCGUUAUGUGCGUUGCUACUCUCAGGCCAUUGGCUGGACCAUUUUGCUGCUUCUCAUCCUGGUGGGAGCCGUGGGCCGCAUCACCAAGCCCUGCUUCAACCACGCGGCCUUCCUGCAGACGCGCUACUGGAGCAACUACCUCGACAUGGAGCAGAAGCUCUUCGACGAGACCUGCGUCCUGCACGCGCGCGACUUCGCGCGAAAGUGCGUCACGCAGUUCUUCGAGGGCAUGCGCGACGACUCCGUGCUGCGCUUGCCGCUGGCCCGCGCCCUGAUCACGCGCCCCCGUCGCAGAGGCGAGGACAACAUGAUGGAGGAGUAUCACGGAGAGGAGCGUCUCCACGGCAUCACGCGCCAGCAGCAGGUGGAUCACCUGUUAGACGCCUGGUUCCAGUGUAAGCCCGAGCUGGACGUCACCAAGAUGGCGUACAGACCCAGGGCCCUCAUCACCUGGGAGGAUGACUGUGGCCGGGCUGUGUUCUCUGACGUUUAG